This is a messenger RNA of Podarcis raffonei (Aeolian wall lizard), 2253 nucleotides long. It is a transcript of the gene CCDC125, whose product is annotated as coiled-coil domain containing 125. NCBI's taxonomy places the organism in Eukaryota, Metazoa, Chordata, Lepidosauria, Squamata, Lacertidae. The transcript is spliced from 12 exons. Gene Ontology annotation, biological process: negative regulation of cell motility; negative regulation of Rho protein signal transduction. The record is from RefSeq and is a predicted model, not a curated record. Bases 363 to 1952 code for a protein of 529 amino acids. Gene Ontology annotation, cellular component: cytoplasm.
AGCCGUGUUGGUUUGAGGCAGGCAAAAUAAAUUUUAAAAAUUUAAAAAUUGUCCAGUAGCACCUUAGAUACCAACUAAGACUACAUGUUAACAAACUAGCUUCCUUCCCCGACACCCCAAAUUAAGUGUGCCUAAAUUGUAAGCAUUAUGGGACAAUGUAUACACAAUGUUACUCAUCACCUUGUUUCAUACUGUGAUAUUUACAAUGGAUGUGCAGAAGACAAGCUCUUCCUAUCACUAUAUUUAUGUCUAAAUCAGUCUCUAAAGGCACAACUUUCCCUGACGUGUUUGUGUUUAAACAAAGCUUUUGUAUUUAAACAAAGGCACUGCUAGCUUGAAAUAAGAAGCUAUUUGUGUUGCCAAUGAGUGAAGCAGUGUCAUUGCAGAACAAACUGGGUAUGACCUCAGAAGGUGAAGAUGAUGACAUGGCAUGUGGAGAUUUGGGAAAUGGACUCAUUAGAAGGCAAAGUGAUAUGUAUGAACCAGAAAGCUUCAGCGCACACCCAGGUAUGCCUAGAAGAGGUUCAGCAAGGAAAAGCUUCAGUCCGUUUAUGCUGCCAAAAAAAGGAGAAGAAUGUGAUGCAACAGUUUUUCGUUGCUCAAGGUGUAACAGUUUGAAUGACACGUCAGUCAAAAAAAUGGGAAUCAAUGCAUUUCGUAGCUGCAACCGACAAAACAGCUCUGAAUCUAACUCUGAGGCAUCAAAUGAAGAAUUAAUACAACACCUUCAAGAAGCUGAAGAGGAAAUAGAAGUUUUAAGAGUUGAAUUGGAAGCAUCUCAAAGACAACUUGAAGGCAAAGAGCAAGCACUAAAAAUUCUGCAGAGCAUGGCAGUGCUGGAUAAAGCCACUUGUCAUACUAAAGCGGUGUUUAAAAAAACAGAGCAGCAGAAGAGAGCUUUAGAAAAGGAAAUAAAUGUUCUACAGUGGGAAAUAAAAAUUAAUCAGGAGAAAUUCAAAAAUACAGAAGAGUCUUGGGCAGAAAAAUAUGACAGAAUUUAUUGUGAAAAUGCUGCACUUAAGGAAACACUGAAAUUGAAAACUGAUGAAGUUAAAACACUAAAGUCUGAAAAUGAAUUUUUGGAACGACAGCACUUGGAGAUUCUCGCUGUCCUAGAUACAAAACAGCGGAAGAUUGUUCAGGAGAACAUGUCCCUUAGCAAGAGUGGUUUUACAGAGAUAACAGGACUUGAGCUGGCAGUACUUGGAGCUUGCACUUGCAGUGGUCUUGAGGGAGAGCCAUGCUCCUGUGCAAAAAUGUCAGCGGCGACUCGAAAACAACUGCUUCAGCUUAAACAAGAGUUUGAGCUUCUGAAGAAGAGUAAAGAAGAAGCAUAUAUUAUGGCAGAUGCCUUCAGAAUUGCAUUUGAGCAGCAGCUGAUGCGGAGGAGGGACCAGGCUCUGGGACUCGCACAGAUGAAUAAGAUCUGCAGAAAAGACAAGAAACGAUUCAACUGGAAAAACAUAAAAGACGAUGGUGCUUUCACAUUUCAAGGGAAUAGGAAAAGCUCGGGGCGAAAGUUGACGGGCAUGCUUGCUUCCAGCACUGACAGCAAGAAAAUAGAAGAAUUGGAUAAUCCACAGGAAAUCAUUAGGAUGCUGAUAGACUUGCUGAAUGAUAAGGAGGAAGCUUUGGCCCAUCAAAGAAAAGUUAGUUAUAUGCUUGCUCGUGCCCUGGAAGAGAAAGAAGAUAGUUUGCAGCAGAAUAAGGAAAGCACAUUUUCAGAAGAGCUUGCUCUUAGCAGUAAUCAGUGCAAAGAUGAUUCAGAGCCCCCAAAGUCAGCUCUUCCUGUGUGUUCGAGUUGCCAGACAUGCGGUGCUCAAGAUUGCUCCUGCUCUAUUUCCCACACAUCUCCCACCAGAAUGCUGAACUGUACGUCUAAAAGUUCUUGUUCCCCAACACCUGAAGAAAAUUAUGUGCAUUCAGCAGAGGAAGCAGCUGAUCAAAACUGAAAAUACUGACUGCUCUACAGGGGAGGGUAGAGCUUAGAAGGGGGUGGGUGAUGACAGAGGCAACACACCUCUUUAACGCUCAAGACUGAUUUAAGAUUCAUAUGCGCUUGCGUGGAUGGGCUUUCAAUUGACUUCCAGGUCCCUCAUCACUGUGAUACAUAGAAGUCAACAGGCAGAAGUUCUUGUGUGUCAACAGAGCCCCUGGUUUGGGCUGUAAUUCUGUCAUCAUAAUUCAGGGAACCUUUUUAUUAGAGUGAUUUUAAGCAUUUUUCACCAAUUAAAAUAAUUGCAAAAAAAACCU